GGACAACUGUCACGUGACCCGGUGACGGGAAGGCAGGGAGAUUGCAUCCAACAUGGCGGCGUUGGGCCUGGCAUCCUUCCCCUGAAGGAACCCACUUGUCGUCUCGUCGAUAAAGAGCAGCGGGGAGUUUGCCGUCAGCGCGUCUUUGAGGGUCCUCGGGAUGGCUCAGUGUGUGCAGAGCGUCCAGGAGUUCAUCCAGGACACCUUCGUGCCUAUGGUGGCCGUGUUGUGCAGCGAGGCCGCCGAGAGCUCGACACGGAAAAACAACCUGAGCUUCGCCGAGAUGGUCAGGCCUUUCUGCCGCCUCACCUCCGAAGUUCAUAUGCGAGAUCCUAACAACCAGAGCCAUGUUAUUAAAAACCUGAGGAUCAACGUUACUGGAAUUGUUACCCAGCCGCCACAACAGACUGCUAUUCGGAAACUGUUAAGUGAAGUGGUUUCUGCCAGUCAACCUGCAGAAGGAUUGGUUGCUAAUGUGAUUACAGCAGGAGAUUAUGAUCUCAACAUCAGUGAUCGCUCAGUUAAAGCUAGUGUUCCAUGGUACAAUAAUUGGAAAGACACUUUGAUGCAUCUGAGUUCGUCCAAGUUCCAUGCAGCUACCACUCCCUGGUUUGAGGCCUACAGAGAAAGCUUCUUUCAAUCCAUGUCUCCAUCCGACCACGAGUUUCUACAUCACUAUUUGGCUUGCAUGCUUGUGGCCUCAUCGAGGGACUCUGACCCAGUGGACCAGUUUUUGAAGUUAUCACAAGAGCAACAUCGUAUUCAACAUAGCAGUGACUAUUCCUUCCCGAAGUGGUUCAUUCCAAAUACACUAAAAUAUUAUGUUUUAUUACACGAUGUCAGUGAAGGAGAGGAACAAAGAGCGGAAUCUGUUUAUGAAGAAAUGAAACAGAGAUAUGGGUCACAGGGGUGCUAUUUGCUGAAAUUUAACUCACGGCUGCCAUCAAGCGGAACAGAUGAGCAGAUCCCUGACCCUUGGAGUCACUACUUGAAUCGAAAUAAUUUGCAAAACCAGGAAAUCUGUGAAGAUGGCUUCGUUCCGCUUGUCAACAAGAAUAAAGAAAACAGUACCAAUGCACUAGAACUGGAUGGAUUGGACAGUUCAAUCAAUGAUCGAAUUCCAAACGACUUUAAAUCCCAUCUAUUUCAAGAGGAUGGUUUUGUGAAGUCAGGGGGACUUGAUGGCCCUAACCGACCAAAGCCUGAGAUGGUGAAUGAUUCAAUCAAACAAAACACCUCAACUGCUCAUGGACUCAGUUUAACACUGACUGAUCAUGAUCGAAUUAGACAGUUCAUUCAGGAGUUCACAUUUCGUGGAUUACUGCCACACAUUGAAAAGACUAUCCGGCAACUGAAUGAUCAGCUUGUAUCCAGAAAAGGUCUCAGUCGCUCUUUGUUCACUGCUACAAAAAAAUGGUUCAGUGGGAGUAAGGUGCCAGAGAAAACCUUAAAUGAGCUUAAAAAUGCCAGCAGUAUAUUGUAUCCACCGGAAGCUCCAGAGCUGCAGAUAAGAAAAAUGGCUGAUCUCUGUUUCCUGGUUCAGCAUUAUGACCUGGCUUACAGCUGCUACCAUACAGCAAAGAAAGAUUUCCUCAACGAUCAAGCAAUGCUGUAUGCUGCAGGGGCAUUGGAAAUGGCAGCAGCAUCGGUUUUUCUUCAGUCGGGAGCACAGAGGCAGUAUCCCAGCCAUUACAUGGAGACAGCUAUUCAGACGUACAAGGAUCUCUGCAAGAAUUUGGUACUUGCUGAAAGGUGUACUUUGCUAAGUGCUGAAAUUUUAAAAAGUCAAGCCAAAUAUUCUGAGGCUGCAACUCUGCUUAUCCGGAUGACAAGUGAGGAUUCAGACCUCCGAAGUGCUCUCUUACUGGAACAAGCUGCCCAUUGCUUCAUCAACAUGCGGACUCCUAUGGUACGCAAGUUUGCUUUUCAUAUGAUUCUGGCUGGGCACCGGUUUGCUAAAGCAGAUCAGCGAAAGCAUGCCUUGCGGUGUUACAGCCAAGCCAUGCAAGUUUACAAAGGCAAGGGAUGGAGUCUGGCAGAGGAUCAUAUUAACUUCACAAUUGGACGCCAGUCCUUUACCUUGCGACAGCUUGAUAAUGCAGUGUCAGCCUUCAGGCAUAUUUUGAUCAAUGACAGUAAGCAGACAGCUGCUCAGCAGGAAGCUUUCCUUAGGGAGUACCUGUAUGUUUACAAGAGUGUGAACCAGUUGUCACCUGAUGGACCUUUACCCCAGCUUCCUCUACCCUAUAUUAACAGCUCAGCAACUCGGGUAUUUUUUGGACAUGACAGGCGGCCUUCUGAAGGAGAAAAGCAAGCGGCCACCCAUGUGAGUUUAGAUCAGGAAUAUGAGCGUGAAGCCUCACAGCAGUGGAAGGAGCUUGAGGAGCAGGUGGUAGCCGUGGUGAAUAAAGGAGCAGUACCACUCAAUUUUCAGCCAACUCAGUACUGCCUAAACACCCAGACAGACAACCUGCGAUUUCCUGUGGCUGUAGUGGAAGAACCAGUCACAGUUGAAGUUGUGUUCAAAAAUCCAUUGAAGGUUCCUCUGCUGUUAAAAGAUCUCUCGCUGUUGUGGAAGUUUAAUUUUAGAGAUUUUAAUAGAAGUCCAGAGGAAGAUGCAAAGCAAUCAAUUAGCAAUGAAAAAGCUGCUGAUCUCAAGACAUCCCCUGGUAUUGCCACAGAGGUAAUAAGUGAAUUUCAAAUAAAUGGUGAAGAGACUAAAGUGGCAAGAUUAAAACUGCUUCCUCAUCAGACAGGAGAGUUGCGCAUUCUUGGUGUUGUAUAUAAUCUUAGCACUGUACAGUCAUCUCCUACACAAGAUGGAAUGGACUACAGUCCUGGAAUGCAGAUAGGAGGCAGUUACCUCAAUGCCAGCAGCCUCCGCCUGGGAAAGUCUGGAAGCAAACAGCAGGCUCCUUACAGCCUCCAUCAGUCCAGCCCUUCAGAUCAACUAGAAUACUUCCAAGGACUAAGCUGGACAGAAGGCGAGGCACCUCAUGGAUUAUCGGUAAGAGGACGGCAAGAUUUGGAAAUCCAGGGACCUAGGCUCAAUAGCACUAAAGAGGAGAAAACAUCUGUUAAGUAUGGAUCGGAUCGACGGCUAGACCCCAUCAUCACAGAAGCAAUGCCUUUAUUGGAGGUGUUCUUCAUAAACUUUCCUACGGGACUACUUUGUGGAGAAAUAAGAAAAACGUAUGUGGAAUUUGUGAAUGUAAGCAAGUGCCCUCUUACUGGAUUGAAAGUUGUGUGCAAAGAUCCAGAUUUCUUUUCCUUUGGGAGCAAAACCGCUGUGUUGACACCACUUAGUCCGACGGCUUCUGAAAACUGUAGCGCCUACAAGACAGUUGUGAUCGACUGCGCGUGCACGUCUUCUGCUGUGACAUCAUCCGUUUCCCCUACGGACUUUGGAAUGGACACAGGAAAUCCACUUUGGGUAACACAUGUGCCACUUCCUGACUCUGUGUUGUUGCCCGGGGCUUCUGUGCAGCUCCCUAUGUGGUUACGUGGACCAGAUGAAGAGGGAGUUCAUGAAAUAAACUUUUUAUUUUAUUAUGAAAGUACAAAACCACACUCGAAGCUGAGUCAUCGAGUGCUAAGACACACAGCGAUAAUAUGCACCAGCCGUUCUCUAAGUGUGAAAGCGACAGCAUGUAGAAGUAAUGUCCUGGAGGCUGAAGGGAAGAGUGACAGCGAUAAUCUGUUGGUGUUUUUGGAUGUAGCAAAUAUUAAUACGAGCGAAGCAGGUGUGAGGGAAUUCCACAUAAUCCAGGUGUCCAGUGGUAGUGAACAUUGGAAGUUGCAAAGAUGCAUUAAUCCCACUGAAGAUAAAGAUGCAAAACUUGGCAGUCGGGAGAGGGCAAAACUCUGCUUUCGCGCAAUAAGGUGUCAGAAUUCAGAAGCUACCUCAUGUAUAGAAGGAAAGUAUAUAUUUGCAGAUAUCGUUCUGGGGACUGAACAAAUUAUCAGUGCAACCACUCCAUGUGCAGACUUUUUCUUUCAAAGUUGCUAUGCUGCACGAUCUCGGAAGAUGAUACCACAUACAACGCCAGGCCCGGGGAGACCAAAAACUACUGAUCUUGCCAAAUUGGUGCAGAUGUGCAGUGAGGUGGAUCUCAAUGUAAUAGUACUAUGGAAGGCAUAUGUUGUUGAAGACAAUAAGCAGCUUAUAUUGGAAGGCCAGCUUCAUGUUGCUCUGGAGUCAAUUGGAAAAGAAGCCAGUUCUUUGCCUCAAGUACAGGAAGCACAGGAAAUGGGUCUGUUGAAAUUUGUGCGACCUGAACAGCCACAUCUGCCUGCAAGACCGAGCAUGGAACAGCUCUCCCAUCUUAUUAAGAUCAGCCUGCAUUACCCUGAAUACUAUGACCAUCCAUUUCAUCAAAAGAGUUUAUGUAUAGUACCUGUUACUCUUGUUCUUUUCAACUGCUGCCAGAUUGAAGUGGAUGUUAUCAUUGAUUUACGACACAAGGCCACAAGUCCAGAAAUGUUGGAGAUCCAUGGUUCAUUCACCUGGCUUGGGCAGACUCAAUACAAAAUUCAGCUGAAGGGUCAGGAGGUUUACACAGUUCCACUGAAGGCUUGUUUUGUUCACGCUGGUGUUUAUAAUCUUGGGACACCCAGAGUCUUUGCCAGGCUUGCUGACCAGAAUGUGCAGUGCGAAACCAGCCAACAGAACUCAACACCAGCCUUGAUAAUUAUCAACAAUAUGUGAGGAACGGGCAGAACCAAACAUCCCGAUCACCAUCAGUCUUGGAAAGAAUCGUAUACUGAUUGCUUUCUUUUGUAGCUAUUGUUGAAAUUUCCUGCAGUUGUACCCUGCACCCACAAAAAAUACAGAACUAAUAUCACAAAAUUGUACAGAAUAAAUGGGAGGGAAGGGGUGGGGGGUGGUUGGUAGGUGGAGGAAAUGAAAACUAAACCAGACCUAAAAUUAUUUUGUCUUUCACAAUAAAAGGAAUUCUGAACUUGGAUGUGCAUAUGUAAGAUGAUUUUUGAAUAUAUUUAUCAUUCAUCCCUGCUUAUAAUUAGACCUUUUUUAAUGCGAACAUUGAAUAUAGAUGUGCAGUUUUGGGCCAUCUGUUAAUAAUGCAGUUUAAAACUGCUUUUCCAUCAAUUGUUUGAAUAUCUGCAGUUGUCCGAGAGGAUGUCUCUUGUAAUUUUGGCUUUUUCUUCAGCCUUCAUUUCUUUCUCGCUAAAUCAAAAGACCGGUGAUCACUAACUGUGUAGUUUGUGGGAAAACCGCAUUAAUGCAUGAGCUAACUCCUCAUUUGGUAACUGUGCAAAAGCAAAUCAUUCAUGUUCACCGUUUUAAGGUGUAAAAUUAACCAUUGCUUAUACAUCUUAUUCCUCUGCCCUGUUGUUUUACAUACUCAUUUGUUUCCUCAAUAUUAUCUCAGGUUUGAAAGAUAAAGCUGAAUAAUGAAGCAGACCUAUUCGAUCUGUCUUUUUGGUUUGAUUGAAUUCAAGCCCAAGUUUCUUUCACAGCCACAGGGUUUUGAGUUGGACCCAGUUAGCUACAUUAUGAUGGAACUUUGCAAAUGUAAUGUUAUUUAAUGUAUCAACAGAAUUAAAAUGAACACAAAUGUCUUUUCAAGAAAUGAUGUAUUAUAUUUAUAGCUAAUGUCUGUAAAUAGAAUAAAACAUAACACAUAUAUAAUUGAGUUUGUUUCUGACUGUCACAUGGAAAAGUAAUUUUUAAAAACAUUUAUUCUUGGUGUAGGUAUCGCUGGCUGGGAAAGCAUUUGUUGCCCUUGAGAGGAUUGUAGUGAAUUGCCUUCUUGAACCACCCCCUAUGCUAUAGAUGGCACUCCUUCCCCAGCAGUAUUUUGGGGGCUAAGAUUUUGAUUCAGCAACACUGAAGAAACAGUGAUAUAUUUCCAAGUUGGGAAAUCCAAAUGCCUUGGAUGAGAACUCCCAGAUUGCUAGCGGUGUUCCUAUGUAUCAGGUGUUCUUGAUAUUGGCUUUGAGGUUGGAAAGUAUUAUUUGCCAUGCUUUGAAUUUCUGUGGCAUAUCUUGCGGAAAGCGCACACAGCUGCUACUGAGCAUUGGUGGAGCUUGUGGAUGUGGCUUAUUCUGGAAUGUUUCUAACUGCUUGAGUUUUAUUUCGAGCUGCACUCGUUCUGGCAAGAGGCAAGUAAGCCGUUACACUCCUGACUUGUGUCUUUAUAGGCUUUGGGGAGUCAGGAGGCAAGUUACUCACUACAAAAUUCCUAGCCUCUAACAUGCUGGUAUUUGUAUGGCUAAUUGAAUAUCUGGUUGGCGCUAAUCCCAGGAUGAUGUUGAUGGGGCAUUGAGUGAAGAUUGUGUAAGGGUCAUGGUGAGAUGGUCAUUGGCUGGCACUUGUCAGUCCAAAUGUGGAUAUUGUCCAGAUCUUGUUGCAUUUGGACAUGCACUGUUUCAGUUUGAGUGCAGUUGUCAGCAAACAUCCCCACAUCUGACCUUGUGAUGCAGGGAAGGUCAGUGAUGAAGCAGCUGAAGAUGGUUGGGCUGAGGACACUGCCCUGAGGAACUUCUGCAGAGAUGUGCUGGAGCUGAGAUGACUGACCUUGAACAACCACAGCCCAUUUUCCUAUGUGCCAGGUAGGGGAUUCCAGCCUGUGGAGAGUUUUCUCCAACUCCCCUUGAUUUCAGUUUUGCUACAUUUCUUUGCCAAAUCUAGUGAAAUGCAGCCUUGAUGUCAAGGGCUAUAACUCUUGCCUUACCUCUGGAAUUCACGUUUUUCCCAUGUUUGAAGCAACGUUGGAUAUGAGGUAGUUAAGUGGCCCUGGUAGAAUCCAAACUCAGUGUUGCUGAGCAGAUGCUACUUGAUAACACCAUUAACAACACCUCUCAUCACUUCUUGAUUUGAGAGUAGACUGGUGCAGUAAUUGGCUAGGUUGGAUUUGUUUGUCCUGCUUUGUGUUUACAGGACAUGAGCAGUUCUCCAUGUGGUCACAUAGAUGCCAGUGUUGUAACUGUAUUGGAACAGUUUGGCUAUAUCUGCCCCAAGCUCUUGAGUACAAGCCUUCAGUACUGCUGGAAUGUUGUCAGGUCCCAUAGACUUUUUAGUGUGCAGUGCCACUAGCCAUUCCUUGAUAUCACUUGGAGUGAGUUGAAAGUGACUGCAGGAUGGAUCUAUGAUGCUGGGGACUCUGGAAGGGCCCAAGCUGGAUCAUCAGCUUGACACUUCUGGCUGAAGAUUGGAGUGAAUGCUUUGGCCUUAACUUUUGCAUUGAUGUGCAGGGAUCCCCCAAUGUUGAGGAUGGGGAUAUUUUUGGUGCCUCCUCCACUGAGUUUUUAAAUGUGCCAUUCACAUGCUAAAGCUUAGAUCUGGUCUAGUUGUGGGAUCACUGGCUCUGUCCAGCAUUUACUACUUGCCUGCCAAACUGUAUUAACAGCAUUAAUUUGUUGCUUUACAAGGUUGACUCCUCAUUGUCAUGUAUAUCUGGUGCAGCUCCUAUCACGCUGUCCUGCAGUUGUCCUCGAACCAGGGUUAAUCCCCAUGCUGGGGAUGUGCCAUGCCCAGAUGUUAGAUUGUUAAAGUACUAUGCUGCUGCUGAUGGCCUCAGGGAUACCCAGUCUUGAGCUGCUAGAUCUGUCUGAAGUUUCAGCUAUUUAGAAUGGUGUUUGUACCACACAGCCAUGGAGGGUAUUCUUGGUUAUGAAGACAGGACUGUGUGGUGGUCAUUAUUCCAUGGAGAUAAUGCAACAAUUGGUGAGGAUGUGGUCAAGUUGUAUUUUUAUUUUAUUAUAAUUCCUUUAAUUACCAACAUUUUUAUGUAUAUGCUGCUCAAUCUUAAACAUUGAAUAAUGUUACUGAAAUAACAUUGCCGUAAGCUUUUUUAAAUUAUGGAAUUAAAGUAAUGGGUAACAUGCUAAAAGCUGUUGUCCAGUGGUGAACAUAA
Messenger RNA from Stegostoma tigrinum, 7880 nucleotides. It is a transcript of the gene trappc8, whose product is annotated as trafficking protein particle complex subunit 8. The transcript is spliced from 31 exons. NCBI's taxonomy places the organism in Eukaryota, Metazoa, Chordata, Chondrichthyes, Orectolobiformes, Stegostomatidae. Gene Ontology annotation, molecular function: protein binding. The record is from RefSeq and is a predicted model, not a curated record. Gene Ontology annotation, cellular component: TRAPPIII protein complex; cytoplasmic vesicle; phagophore assembly site. Bases 161 to 4708 code for a protein of 1515 amino acids. Gene Ontology annotation, biological process: endoplasmic reticulum to Golgi vesicle-mediated transport; protein localization to phagophore assembly site.